Spea bombifrons (plains spadefoot toad) is the source of this 1298-nucleotide messenger RNA. It is a transcript of the gene TMEM101, whose product is annotated as transmembrane protein 101. NCBI's taxonomy places the organism in Eukaryota, Metazoa, Chordata, Amphibia, Anura, Pelobatidae. The transcript is spliced from 4 exons. Gene Ontology annotation, biological process: positive regulation of canonical NF-kappaB signal transduction. The record is from RefSeq and is a predicted model, not a curated record. The coding region runs from base 27 to 794 and encodes 255 amino acids.
UGUCAGCAUCCAGGUUGGGCUGUACGAUGGCGGUCAGUGGACGUAAGAAGAUUUUACAGCUGGUGACCCGUUUUGGGGUUUUGCUGCUUACUCGGUGCCCGUUCUGGUUCUGUUUCAGUCAGCUCAUGCUAUAUGCCGAGCGGGCCGAGGCCAGGAGGAAGCCGGACAUCCCUGUCCCCUACCUAUACGUUGACCUAGCGGUGGCUGUGCUUUGUGCCAGCUUUAUGUCUUUUGGUGUAAAAAGACGCUGGUUUGCACUCGGAUCGGCGUUGGAACUGGCAGUCGGCACGUACGCAGCCCAUGUUGGUGGCCAUGUCCACUAUGGAGACUGGCUUAAGGUCAGGAUGUAUUCUCGAAUCAUUGCUGUCAUCGGUGGCUUCCUGGUUUUGGCCAGCGGUGCUGGAGAGAUUUACAGACAGAAGCCACGCAGCCGCUCCUUGCAAUCCACUGGACAGGUGUUCCUGGGAAUCUACCUCAUCUGCAUGGCAUACACCCUGCAGCACAGUAAGGAGGACCGCAUGGCCUAUCUGGAUUUUCUUCCAGGGGGGGAGCCAGUCCUGCAGAUGGUUUUUAUCCUAUAUGGGAUAUUGGCUUUGUCAUUCCUGUCUGGAUAUUACGUAAGGGCCGCGGCUCAGGUUCUGGCAGUUCUGCUUCCCCUCACCCUGCUGCUCAUAGAUGGUAACUUGGGUUAUUGGCACAAGAACCGUCGGGUGGAGUUUUGGAACCAAAUGAGACUGAUUGGGCAGAACAUUGGCAUCUUCGGUGCAGCCGUCAUACUGGCCACAGAUGGCUGAUCGGAACAUAAAGCAUGUCAUGAAAUUUCUACCGCCUGAAAGGAGGAGACGUGGUUCGUGGUUGCAUCUUCUUUUACUUUCUCAGUCAUCGGCAAGAGCGUUUGCUGUCCUUUGACAUUUCCAGUUCAUCGCCUAUAAAAUGUGUCUCCUUCAGAUGCCCAUCUGAUGAAACAUUGAUGCAGGAGCUGCAUGCGCACCAAAUUAUGGACUUUUAUAGAUAGAUUUUAAUACCAGAGGCAGAGAAGACCUAGGCUUCAAGAACGCGGCAGAGUAACUAUUAUGGCUUUAUUCACAAACUGAAGAAUACUUCCCUUGUCUGUUUCACUCCACGUAUUUCUGGUUCAUAACAAAUACGAUAUUAUCCUCGCACACAUUUUUGUCAUGCUGCAGAAUACAAAUGCUGCUAAAAGAAAACAUUCUGUGUGGUUUAAUGGAACAUGUUUUUUUUAUAUUUUAUUUAUAAUAAAAAAGCAUGACGUGGUGCAAACCUGCACCAUUUUUAAA